UAUAAAAGCCAACAAAAGGUACGAGUGUUUCACAUUGUUACCAACCCCUUCAGUCUGCCUAAUCAUGAACCCUCUUCUGAAAGCCUUGGGCGUGCUGGCCGUGGCGCAGGCGGUGUCCUCCGGGUCCAGCGGGUAUGGCUCUCCAGGCGGAAGCGGCGUCGGCGGCGGUCCUGGAGGCGGACUCUCCAGCGCGGUCCUUGGGGGAGCUCACGGAGGCGGCUUUGCUGCGGCCGGACAUGCAGGAGGAGGCCAUCAGGGCGGCGGCCACGUAGGAGGAGGGAGUGUGGUUCGCGCAGUCCUCGUGGGCAGCGGCAUCCUCCCCAACAGCCUCGUUGACCCUGCUGUCGCCGCCGGAUCCAGCGCUGGCUUCGGUGCAGGUGCCGACUACGGCGACUUCGCGGGAGCCGACUACGACGCCUUCGGAUUAGCCGACUACGACGCCUUCGGGUUAGCCGACUACGACGCCUUCGGGGGAGCCGACUACGACGCCUUCGGAGGAGCCGACUACGACGCCGACUUCGGGGGCGUGGGCUUCGGCGGAGCGGCCACAGCCUACGACGCCGGAGAGGGCCACGGAGCCAGCGGCCUGCACGAAAUCGGCAUCGCUGAAGGAGUGAGCUUCGACGCCGGCCUCGACGACGCCGCUGCCUUCCAGGACGUCCAGGGCGGAGGCUUCGGGGCGGCGGGAUUCGCCAACGGCGGCCAGAUCAGCGGGUCGUAUGGGAAAUAAUGAGCAGCUUCACGUUACCUCCAAAUUUCUGUAUAUUAACCUGUAAAUAAAAUCUAGAACGAAACU
Molecule: messenger RNA, 796 nt
Organism: Penaeus vannamei (Pacific white shrimp)
Lineage: Eukaryota; Metazoa; Arthropoda; Malacostraca; Decapoda; Penaeidae
Product: spidroin-1-like
Source: RefSeq, a predicted model, not a curated record